AUGGUCAAAAUUGGUAUUAUUGGUGGUUCUGGAUUAGAAGAUCCGAAAAUUCUUCAAAAUCCAACAAAUGUCAAUGUUGAAACACCUUAUGGAAGUCCUAGUGAUCAAUUAGUUGAAGGAACAAUCAAUGGAGUGCAAUGCGUUUUGUUAGCUCGACAUGGUAAAAAGCACGAUAUCAUGCCUGGAAAUGUCAAUUAUCGCGCAAAUCUUUGGGCACUUUAUUCAAGAGGUAUUUGUUCUGAAACGCUUUACUAAAUAAAAAUAAUAAUAAAUUUCAGGCGUUGAUGUGAUAAUUGCUUCAACUGCUUGUGGAUCUCUUCAAGAAAAUGUGAAACCUGGUGAAUUAUUAUUCCCAGAUUCAGUUUUUGAUAGAACAACUGGAAGAAAAAGCACAUUUUUUGAUGGAUCAUUCGAAGAAGCUCCAGGAGUUUGUCAUAUUCAAUCACAUCCUUCUUAUAAUGAAAAAUUGAGACAAGUUUUAAUUUCAACUGCUCAGAAAUUGAAUAUCGAUCAUCACACUUCUGGUUUUGGAGUUUGUAUUGAAGGACCAAGAUUUUCAACAAAAGCUGAAAGUAUUGUUUUCAAAUCUUGGGGUGCAAGUUUGGUAAAUAUGACAAUGAUGCCAGAAUGUGUGUUGGCAAAAGAAUUAGGAAUACCAUAUGCCACAACUGCACUUGUAACAGACUAUGAUUGUUGGAAAGACGAAGAACAUGUGAGUGGUGUACUUUUCUUACUUUUCUCUCAUCAUAUGAAUGUCUUGCUGCCUGCCAAUGCAUGCAGGUGUAAAGUGUGUAUGACCUUUGACGACGAGUCCGUGUGCGCCCGGUUAGCUCAGUCGGUAGAGCACCAGACUCUUAAUCUGGCUGUCGCGGGUUCGAGCCCCGCAUCGGGCUGAUGCAAUUUUUUUUUCUUUUAGGUCACAAUGGAAGCUGUAAUGAAAGUUUUUGCUGCAAAUGUUGAGAAAGCUAAAAACUUAUUCAUUGAGGCUGUAGUUCAAAUUUCCGAAGUUGAGUGGACUGAUGAAAUUCAAAGGCUAAAGGUCGGGAAGCGGAUUUCUUUUAAAUUUUAAUAUAACUAUUUUUUCAGAAAGAUGCCAGAAAUUCAGUCAUGGUUGCGCCUGAUGUUGUUAUUCCCCAUUUGCAAUGA
Messenger RNA from Caenorhabditis angaria, 1146 nucleotides. NCBI's taxonomy places the organism in Eukaryota, Metazoa, Nematoda, Chromadorea, Rhabditida, Rhabditidae. The record is from the annotation of a GenBank genome assembly.